AUGGAACCCAGUUUCUCAUUCCCAACUAGUGCUCCCAUGGAACCCAGUUUCUCCAUCCCCACUGAGAAACCCAGUUCUAAACCUGAACAACCUAGUGCUCCCAUGGAACCCAUUUUCUCAUUCCCUACUAGUGCUCCCAUGGAACCCAGUUCCUCCCUCCCCACUGAGAAACCCAGUUCUAAACCUGAACAACCUAGUGCUCCGAUGGAACCCAGUUUCUCAUUCCCCACUAGUGCUCCCAUGGAACCCAGUUUCUCAUUCCCCACUAGUGCUCCCAUUGAACCCAGUUUCUCCCUCCCCACUGAGAAACCCAGUUCUCUCCCCACUGAGAAACCCAGUUCUAAACCUGAACAACCUAGUGCUCCAAUGGACCCCAGUUUUUCAUUCCUCACUAGUGCUCCCAUGGAACCCAGUUCCUCCCUCCCCACUGAGAAACCCAGUUCUAAACCUGAACAACCUAUUGCUCCAAUGGACCCCAGUUUCUCAUUCCUCACUAGUGCUCACAUGGAACCUAGUUCCUUCCUCCCCACUGAGAAACCCAGUUCUAAACCUGAACAACCUAGUGCUCCCGUGGAACCCAGUUUCUUAUUCCCCUCUAGUGCGUCCAUGGAACCCAGUUUCUCAUUCCCCACUAGUGCUCCCAUGGCACCCAGUUCCUUCCUCCCCACUGAGAAAUCCAGUUCUAAACCUGAACAACCUAGUGCUCCCAUGGAACCCCGUUCCUCCCUUCCCACUGAACCCAUUUCUAAACCUGAUCAACUUAGUGCUCCAAUGGACCCCAGUUUCUCAAUUCUCACUAAUGCUCUCAUGGAAUCCAGUUCCUCCCUCCCCACUGAGAAACCCCGUUCUAAACCUGAACAACCUAUUGCUCCAAUGGACCCCAGUUUCUCAUUCCUCACUAGUUUUCUCAUUCCUCACUAG
Molecule: messenger RNA, 921 nt
Organism: Sinocyclocheilus grahami
Lineage: Eukaryota; Metazoa; Chordata; Actinopteri; Cypriniformes; Cyprinidae
Product: zonadhesin-like
Exons: 5
Coding region: 1-921 (306 amino acids)
Source: RefSeq, a predicted model, not a curated record